Molecule: messenger RNA, 1362 nt
Organism: Procambarus clarkii (red swamp crayfish)
Lineage: Eukaryota; Metazoa; Arthropoda; Malacostraca; Decapoda; Cambaridae
Source: RefSeq, a predicted model, not a curated record
AUGACCUACACCUCUACAGUGUAUAACCUGACCUACACCUCUACAGUGUAUAACCUGACCUUCACCUCUACGGUGCAUAACCUGACCUUCACCUCUACGGUGCAUAACCUGACCUUCACCUCUACGGUGCAUAACCUGACCUUCACCUCUACGGUGCAUAACCUGACCUACACCUCUACGGUGUAUAAUAUGAGCUACACCUCUACGGUGCAUAACUUGACCUUCACCUCUACGGUGCAUAACCUGACCUUCACCUCUACGGUGCAUAACCUGACCUUCACCUCUACGGUGCAUAACCUGACCUACACCUCUACGGUGUAUAAUAUGACCUACACCUCUACAGUGUAUAACCUGACCUACACCUCUACAGUGUAUAACCUGACCUACACCUCUACAGUGUAUAAUAUGACCUACACCUCUACAGUGUAUAACCUGACCUUCACCUCUACGGUGCAUAACCUGACCUACACCUCUACGGUGUAUAAUAUGAGCUACACCUCUACGGUGCAUAACUUGACCUUCACCUCUACGGUGCAUAACCUGACCUACACCUCUACGGUGCAUAACCUGACCUUCACCUCUACGGUGCAUAACCUGACCUUCACCUCUACGGUGCAUAACCUGACCUACACCUCUACGGUGUAUAAUAUGAGCUACACCUCUACGGUGCAUAACUUGACCUUCACCUCUACGGUGCAUAACCUGACCUUCACCUCUACGGUGCAUAACCUGACCUACACCUCUACGGUGUAUAAUAUGACCUACACCUCUACAGUGUAUAACCUGACCUACACCUCUACAGUGUAUAACCUGACCUACACCUCUACGGUGUAUAACAUGACCUACACCUCUACAGUGCAUAACCUGACCUACACCUCUACAGUGCAUAACCUGACCUACACCUCUACAGUGCAUAACCUGACCUACAACUCUACAGUGCAUAACCUGACCUACACCUCUACAGUGCAUAACCUGACCUACACCUCUACAGUGCAUAACCUGACCUACACCUCUACAGUGCAUAACCUGACCUACACCUCUACAGUGCAUAACCUGACCUACACCUCUACGGUGCAUAACCUGACCUACACCUCUACGGUGCAUAACCUGACCUACACCUCUACGGUGCAUAACCUGACCUACACCUCUACGGUGCAUAACCUGACCUACACCUCUACGGUGCAUAACCUGACCUACACCUCUACGGUGCAUAACCUGACCUACACCUCUACGGUGCAUAACCUGACCUACACCUCUACGGUGCAUAACCUGACCUUCACCUCUACGGUGUAUAAUAUGACCUUCAAAGCUGAGUCACAAGAUCUUAAACACAAAUCAGCGUUCUUGACUUUGAUCUAUUGA